CACCCACACCUACAUAACCACCAUCACAACCACAACCGUUAAUGCACCCCUUCGCCCACCAAACCUCUUCCUCAUUAUCCGAGCGAAUAUUUCUUCAUCGAACGGCAUAGAACAUAGAAAAAUAGAACAUACCUAGCACAUCACACACGCCUAGCAUUCUCCACAUUCUCCACUCCAUUCGCCAUUGGCAAAUCAAUCAGCUCUUAUCAAUUAAUGUGAUAUAGCUAUAUAGCUCAUCACCAACCCAAUCAGUGUUACACAAACGAAUUGAUUCGCCCAUCGCAAAUCAAGAUAAGCUGAAGAAACAUCAGCGUUAAACAGAACGGCGUCGCCGAUACAAGACGGAAAAUAUCUUCUCGAAGACGAAGAUUGCAGUUUCCUCGUCUUCUUGAGCAAUACAACAUUGGGAGAAGGAAAAGGCAGAUUAGACCCAAAAUGCCUGGAAUUUUACCUAUGAAGAUGAUUAAGGUGGGGUCGUCGAACUCACAAAGUCGCAUUGCACAAGCUUGCGAUAGAUGUCGAAGCAAAAAGAUACGAUGCGAUGGUAUUCGACCAUGCUGUUCACAAUGCUCCGGUGUCGGAUUCGAAUGUAAGACGAGCGAUAAAUUGAGUCGACGAGCAUUUCCUCGAGGAUAGUGAGUAUAAUAACUCUUUCCUCCCAAACACCUCGAUGUCCAAAUCUUUUAUUUGGCGUUUUAUGUUCUGUCAUAGCCUCGGCUUCUUGGUAUUCCGCAGAACACUUUUCUGCUAUGGGCAAUUACUGACUCCCCGUUCUUCCAGUACUGAGUCAUUAGAGGAAAGAGUUCGUACAUUAGAGGCAGAGAUCAGGGACCUCAAGGAUUUACUUGAUGAGAAGGAUGAGAAAAUGGAUAUCCUUUCGAAGAUGCACUCAAAUCGAGGUCCUUCGAUAUCAUCAACGUCGACCUCACCUCCCGCCGAAAGUCGAAGAGAGUCAUCACCUCAAAAAGAAGAUACGUUUAGGGUUCAAACCUCUUCACAUUUGCUGGAAGGUGGGGAUUCAGACUCAUAUUUUAUGGGAGCAUCGAGUGGUAGAGCUUUUAUUGGUAAGAUGUUAUGAGAAACAUUUUAUCAACAUUGUUAACAUAUUUUAGAUCUCUUCAAGCGUAAAGUUCAAGAAAGUGGCAAGGCGAUAGUAGGAUUUCAGACGGAAGCAUUUUUGAACCCUCAAAACGAUUCAACUUCAUCACCCGUGGUCACAGCGGCCCCAAAUUGGGCGCCUCCGCGCCUAUUCUCAGACAAAUGCGUACAUGUAUUUUUCCAAGAAUGGGCGCCAUUAUUUCCCGUCAUACGUAAAGAUACCUUUUUGCCGCUAUAUGAAGAAUACUCAUCACAUCCGGAAAAAGUGAAGGAUCAACAUAAAUUAGCACAAUUACACCUUGUCUUUGCCAUUGCUGGACUCUCCGCCGACCGCCCUGAUAUGGAACAAAUAUCAUUGUGUGAAAGUCAAUGGCGUACAGCUCUCGAUUCUAUAUUGAUGGAAAAUACGAUUUCCACAAUCCAAUGCCUGAUUUUGGCCCUUCUUUAUUGCAUUCAAAAGGGAGACUAUAAUCGUUUACAGCAUUACAAAGGAAUUGCUGUAGGGCUUUCUCAUCGACUUGGUUUACAUCAAAGUCAGAAGCGAUUCUGUUUUGAUUCACUGACUACUGAGACAAGAAAGAGGAUUUUCUGGACUUUGUACACUGUUGAUUGGUAAGAACUAUGCUGGCGCUUGUAUCGUAAAGCUAACCCUUUGUAGUUUUUCUGCCUCCCUCGUUGGCCUGCCCAAGUUACUGAAGGAAGAUGAGAUUUAUGCCGAGUAUCCUUUGGACGCAGAUGAUGAACAUGUGACCGAGAAUGGUUAUGAAUCCAUGCUUCCAGGGGAACCUACCAGAAUAUCCAGCGCUCUAGCUCUUUUUCGAUGCUCGGGUAUUCUUUCCAAAGUUCUGGAGCAAAAUUAUCCCUCAGCCGCCACUCACGAUUUAUCCUUGCAGUCACUCUCAGCUCUGGAGAUGGAACUAGAUCAAUGGUCUGAUAAUCUACCUGCUCAUCUGAAGCUUACAUUUGUGCAAGGUAAGCCAUCAACAGACAUCACAGGUAAUCGAUCAGCUUUACUGGUAAGUCAAACAAUAGCGUGUGGAUUUUACUUUUGUUUCUAACCUAGCAACAGUCUCUUGCAUAUUAUUAUAUUCGAUCAUUAAUCCACCGUCCUGCUGUUGGUUCCACACUUGGAGCUAAAGCUUCACCAUCUAUAAUCUCCUUGGCCGAUUCCAGCAAACGUCUUAUCCAGAUUACGCAGCUCCUUCAAGAGAGAAAUAUGACAUUCUCUUUUUGCCUAAACAGAAACAGCAUGCUUACGCUAUGUGGUUUCAGCCUUUUAUAUCAAGGUCUUGAUCUCAAACAGGAAGGCAAGUUGAUGCAAGAGAGUCAACGGCUUGUCAUCACUAUUAUCAGAUACCUGGAAAGGAGCAAUGCUUCUUGUGCAUCCGACUUCAAGAAACUCGCUUCCUCCUUAAAUUACUUCGACAACCAAAAUCUGCACGAUAAAACCCAGUCGGCAUUUUUACGCACCGCUUCCGCCAUGUCUGCUCCAAAAGUCACGAAACCAGCAACAGCCCUAUGUCUUGGUCCAAGGAAGAAGAGCCAACCACACCCAUAUAAGCACAUAAGUGCCAGCAUGAGCGAGAAUGACAUAUUAGCGCAACAAGAGAAGCUUCGACGAGCUACGUUGCCAAAUAUUUUCAAUCACACUUCACAAAAUCAAACUUCCUCUUCUCCAUCGUCCUACGAAGGGACAAGAAAAGAUUCCCCGAUGAAUAAACGCGGGAAUCGUAGUUCGCUUUCUCAACUAUCCUCGCUAUCGAAACCUCGAUAUAACACGGGCUCAAAACCUCCGAAUUUGGAUUAUUUAUCGUUGAGCAAUACGCCAAUUUCUUCACAACAAUCUUCACCAACACUAUCACGUACAGCCCCUUCGAGCGCUAGUUCCCACAACACUCACUUCAUGAACAACAAAACGGAUAACCAUCCAAAUGAAUUAAGCAGCUUGGGGCUGCUACUCGGUUCUUUAGAAAAUGGUCAGAGCAACAUACAUAGUGCAAUCUAUGGUGGACCAGCACCUAGUCUUCCGGAAACAAAUCGAACGAAUCAAGCUGCUAGCUCGAAUUCACCUUAUGGUGAUUGGUCAUCAUAUUCGAUGUGGGACGACAUGACCUCUUCAAAUCAUCAUGAUUCCUCAUCAGGUUCCGGACCUGCACAGAGCGUAUUUAGUUUUAGUGGCGAGAGCCAUAGUUCCGCGGAGGAACUAUCCAAUAGUGAUCUUGGGAUGGGUGGGAAUAUGCACUUCUUACCCGACCAGACACAAUCCUGUGAUGAUUAUCUUCGUCAUAUGAUAGAUGAAGUACCUCGUUUUUAUUAAUGUUCUUGGCGUCAUCUUUUGAUCCACUCCGGGUUUUCCGAGAGGCUGGUUUCGGUUGGGUUUGCUUGUAUCGGGUUUGCUUGUAUCUUGGGGAUACCCAUAUAUGUUGGACAUUGGCGUUCAGAUAUGUGGGAGGCGCAUCAUUACAGUUUGACAGUACCUAGUAUUUACAGGCUGGCUUGGAUUGGGUUGGGUUUAGAAUGGUGGGUACUUUAGAUAUGAGAAUUUAUGUAUUCUCUUCGUUGUCGACAACUUAGCGGCGUACUUUUAGUUUAGCGCAUUUUACAUUUGUAAAAUUUUACUUUAGAAUUAAGUCAGUU
This is a messenger RNA of Sclerotinia trifoliorum, 3735 nucleotides long. The record is from the annotation of a GenBank genome assembly. NCBI's taxonomy places the organism in Eukaryota, Fungi, Ascomycota, Leotiomycetes, Helotiales, Sclerotiniaceae.